Messenger RNA from Aspergillus tubingensis, 672 nucleotides. RefSeq names its product 60S ribosomal protein uL16. The record is from RefSeq and is a predicted model, not a curated record. Gene Ontology annotation, biological process: translation; ribosomal large subunit assembly. NCBI's taxonomy places the organism in Eukaryota, Fungi, Ascomycota, Eurotiomycetes, Eurotiales, Aspergillaceae. The coding region runs from base 1 to 672 and encodes 223 amino acids. Gene Ontology annotation, cellular component: ribosome; cytosolic large ribosomal subunit. The transcript is spliced from 3 exons. Gene Ontology annotation, molecular function: structural constituent of ribosome.
AUGGCCCGUCGUCCCGCGAGAUGUUACCGCUACUGCAAGAACAAGCCCUACCCUAAGUCCCGGUUCAACCGUGGUGUUCCCGACCCCAAGAUCCGUAUCUUCGAUCUGGGACGUAAGAAGGCCAACGUCGAUGACUUCCCUCUUUGCGUUCACCUCGUCUCCAACGAGUACGAGCAGCUGUCCUCCGAGGCCCUCGAAGCCGCCCGUAUCUGUGCCAACAAGUACCUCGUGAAGAUCGCCGGUAAGGAAGGUUUCCACCUCCGUGUCCGUGUGCACCCCUUCCACGUCAUCCGUAUCAACAAGAUGUUGUCUUGCGCCGGUGCCGAUCGUCUCCAGACCGGUAUGCGUGGUGCCUUCGGUAAGCCCCAGGGUACCGUUGCCCGUGUGAACAUUGGCCAGAUCAUUCUGUCCGUCCGCACCCGUGACGCCAACCGUGCUGCUGCCAUCGAGGCUCUCCGCCGUUCCAUGUACAAGUUCCCCGGUCGCCAAAAGAUCAUCGUCUCCAAGAACUGGGGUUUCACCCCCGUCCGCCGCGAGGACUACGUCCAGCUCCGCCAGGAGGGCAAGCUCAAGCAGGACGGUGCCUACGUCCAGUUCCUGCGUGGCCACGGUCUCGUUGAGGAGAACAUGAAGCGUUUCCCCGACGCCUACGAGAACGUUUCUCAGGCUUAG